Messenger RNA from Verticillium dahliae VdLs.17, 891 nucleotides. Its product is annotated as general stress protein. Gene Ontology annotation, molecular function: oxidoreductase activity. NCBI's taxonomy places the organism in Eukaryota, Fungi, Ascomycota, Sordariomycetes, Glomerellales, Plectosphaerellaceae. The coding region runs from base 1 to 891 and encodes 296 amino acids. The transcript is spliced from 2 exons. The record is from RefSeq and is a predicted model, not a curated record.
AUGUCCGAGCAAUUUAAACCUGGCCAUGAGGUCCCCGUGACCGAUCAGAGCUUCCCAGGCAAGGAGGGCGACAUGCCUCACCCGACACCCAAGUUCGACAAGAUCCCUACAGCCGACGGCGGCGAGAAACUUUACCAGGCAGCUGGGAAACUCAAAGACAAGAAGGCUAUCAUCACCGGUGGUGACUCCGGCAUUGGCCGCGCUUCUGCGAUCCUCUUUGCCAUGGAGGGUGCUGACACGCUGAUCGCCUAUCUGCCCAACGAAGAGGACGAUGCCCAAGAAACCAAGAAGCGCGUCGAGGACUACGGCCGCAAGUGCCAUCUGCUGGCUACCGACGUCACCGACAAGGCCAACUGCAAGAAGAUCGUCGAUGAAGCACUGGAGAAGCUCGGAGGCAUUGAUAUUCUCUUCAACAACGCCGCCUACCAGAUGAUGGUAGAGAACAUCAAGGACCUGUCCGAGGACCAGUGGCUGCAUACCUUCAACACCAAUAUCCACCCGUUCUUUUUCCUGUCCAAGUAUGCCCUGCCCCACAUGAAGCCGGGCGCGACCAUUAUCAACAAUGCGAGCAUCAACGCCUACAUUGGACGACCGGACCUGCUUGACUACACGUCAACCAAGGGCGCCAUCGUGUCGUUUACUCGAGGCUUGAGCAACCAGUAUGUCGACAAGGGCAUCCGCGUGAAUGCUGUCGCACCAGGCCCCGUGUGGACGCCGCUCAUCCCAGCGACAAUGAAUGAGGAAGCGCAGAAGAACUUCACAAGCCCCAUGGGACGUCCGGCACAGCCAUCAGAGAUCGCAACGUGCGUCGUGUUCCUGGCUUCGACGGAUAGCUCUGCUCUAAGCGGGCAGGUUAUUCACUGCAACGGCGGCGUCAUCGUCAACGGAUAA